AUGUCACGACCUGCUCUGUCACGCCGUACCUCAUCUCAAAUUGUGGAGGAGGAGCUACCUCCCGUGACGACCGCGCCGGCCGGCGAGAUGGGCGCAGCCGAGUCGAAAGAUCAAAAGGGAUCCUAUGUCGGCAUUCAUUCGACCGGCUUCCGCGACUUUUUGCUCAAGCCAGAGCUGCUCAGAGCUAUCUCUGAUCUCGGUUUCGAACAUCCCAGCGAAGUCCAGCAAGAAUGUAUUCCGCAAGCAAUCCUCGGCAUGGACGUCCUCUGUCAAGCCAAGUCUGGCAUGGGCAAGACCGCGGUUUUUGUGACGGCAACCCUGCAACAGAUCGAGCCAGUCGACGGCGAAGUAGCCGUUAUCGUGCUAUGUCACACUCGUGAGCUGGCCUACCAGAUCAAGAACGAGUAUGCCCGCUUCAGCAAGUACAUGCCUGACGUCCGCACGAGCGUCUUCUACGGUGGUACCGACCCCAAGAAGGAUGCCGAGGUCCUCAAAGAUAAGGAGAAAUGCCCCCACGUCGUUGUCGCCACACCAGGUCGCCUGAAUGCCCUCGUCAGGGACAAAGUACUCAAAUGCGGAAACGUCAAGCACUUUGUCCUCGACGAAUGUGACAAGAUGCUCGAAGCAGUCGACAUGCGCCGUGAUGUGCAAGAGAUUUUCAGAGCCACCCCUCAUGGAAAGCAGGUCAUGAUGUUCUCGGCUACACUCGCAAAGGAUAUCCGCGUGACGUGCAAAAAGUUCAUGCAGAGCCCGCUCGAGAUCUACGUCGACGAUGAGACGAAGCUUACUCUUCACGGUCUUCAGCAGCAUUAUGUCCGACUGGAGGAAGCCGGCAAGAAUCGCAAGCUCAACGAUCUGCUCGACAGUCUCGAAUUCAACCAGGUUUGUAUCUUCGUCAAGUCUGUACCUCGUGCAACCGAGCUCGACCGCCUGCUGCGCGAAUGUCAAUUCCCUAGCAUCUGCAUCCACUCGGGUCUGCCACAAGAAGAGCGAAUCAAGAAGUACCAACAGUUCAAGUCGUUCGAGAAACGCAUUCUUGUCGCUACAGACAUCUUCGGACGAGGUAUCGAUGUCGAGCGAGUCAACGUCGUCAUCAACUAUGAUGCGCCUACCGAGGCGGACUCGUACCUGCAUCGUGUCGCUCGUGCAGGUCGAUUUGGCGGACGUGGUCUGGCAAUCACCUUUGUCACGGGCGAAGGUGAUGAGGAGGUCCUCAAGGCCAUCCAGAGCAGAUUCGAGGUCGGCAUCACGCCCAUGCCCGCCGAGGGCGUCGCUCCAGAGACUUACAUGAAUGCUUGA
This is a messenger RNA of Mixia osmundae IAM 14324, 1299 nucleotides long. RefSeq lists its product as uncharacterized. Gene Ontology annotation, molecular function: RNA helicase activity; RNA binding; ATP binding. Lineage: Eukaryota; Fungi; Basidiomycota; Mixiomycetes; Mixiales; Mixiaceae. Gene Ontology annotation, biological process: mRNA export from nucleus; mRNA splicing, via spliceosome. Bases 1 to 1299 code for a protein of 432 amino acids. The transcript has 8 exons. The record is from RefSeq and is a predicted model, not a curated record.